AUGUGGACCAGUUUCCAACUGGCCGGGAGGAGUUUGCCAGAAGAGCCUCCCUCCAAGAGCUCAGCCAGGAAGGAAGGCAGGAAGGAGGAGGAAGGUGCUGCUGCUUCGCCAUCGUCCUCGGAGCUUCCUAGGCCAGGCCCAGGAGGAGACUGCCGCCCCCAUCAUCCCCCGUGGCUUUUCAAUGGAGGAGCAGCCCAAGCAGCAACAGCAGCAACAACAACAACCUCCUUCUUCAUCCUCUUCCUCCCCUUCUCCUUCCCAGCCUCACCACCAUCACCACCACCACCAUCAUCACCACUACUACUACUACAACCACAACCACCACCAGCACCACCAGCAGUAUUUGGGCGAAGGAGGAGGAGGAGGGGGCAAGACCCCCGCCAAAGCCCCCCCCUCCAAGGCCUCAAAUACGAAGCCAAGCAUGGAGCAGCAGGAGCAGGCCUUCUUCAGCCCCAGGAGGCGCCCAGGAAGAAAGCAGGCUAUUGCGAGCUCAAUGGAAAUGCCGGGGAGCGAGAAUGCUCUCGUGACACGUCGGGUCCGAUGUCCCGGGUCCCCAAUGGCAGCCAACCCCCAGGAGACUCCACCUUAACCCUGAAACCAACGAUGAAAGGCAGCCCUUUUGGGAAGCCAGGUCUGAAGCUCAAGAGCUACCUCCCGAAAGGGGGGAUGGACAAGAAGGGCGAAAGGUGUUACGAGAGCAAAACAAGAGAGGCCCAGCAGUCGGACAAGUCGGAGGUCAUCUCUAUCCCGAACGGGGUUGUCACGAACAGUUCUGGCUACAUCACCAACGGUUACGUCGGCAAAGGGGCUGACAACGAUGGCAGCGGGUCGGAGAGCGGCUACACGACUCCCAAGAAGCGGAAAGGCAGGCGCAACAGCGCCAAGGGUUGCGAGAACCUGAACUUGGUGCCGGAGAAGAUCGUUCAGCACGAUCCUCCGAUCCCUCCCGCACCGGUCUUGAAGCAGGAGCCGGAAGGGUUCAAACCCGACUGCGGGGAGCCAAAGGCGGGGAACCGGGUGGAGGGGCUGAAGCCGGCGUGGAAAUGCGAGGCCGGGGGUUUGGGGGUGGGACGCGGGAAGCCAGGAAUUGGGGACGUGCCACGGAAGAACUCGGAGGCCAAAGUCGGCGGCGUUGGUAAGAAGUUUGAAGAGCGCCCAAAGGGGAAGCAUGUGUCAGCUGCGUCCUCAAAAGAGGACUCUUGGACCCUCUUCAAGCCGCCUCCGGUUUUCCCUGUUGACAACAGCAGUGCGAAGAUUGUCCCAAAGAUCAGUUACGCCAGCAAAGUGAAAGAGAACCUGAACAAGGCUGCUCAAAACCCUGCUUCGUCUUUGUCAUCCUCCUCCUCCUCUUCUUCUUCCUCCUCCUCCUCCUCUUCUUCCUUGUGUUUAUCAUCCUCUGCAGACGGACAGGUCCAGACCUCCAACCGACUCUCCCAGGUCCCCAUGUCCGCCAUGAAAUCCGUCACGUCAGUCAACUUCUCCAACGGGCCGGUUCUAGCUGGGGCCGACCGCGGGAUGAGUUGUCCUGCGGGCACCCAGUCGUUGCUCAUGCCUGCGGCCAGCGCUAUUUUUGUGGCCCCUUCGGAGUUGGUACCCCAAGAACCAAGCCCAGCAUCGGGGGUUCUGGAGCAGCCCAAGUCCAGCCUUUUAAUCUACCCGUCAAAUAUGCAAGCCCUCCUGGAUGCAGCCGUGCGAGGCGAGCCCCCUUUCCCAGGCCAGCAGCAGCAGCAGCAGCAACAGCAGAACCUGGGAGACAUUUUCCAGAACCAGUGGGGCUUAUCCUUCAUCAACGAGCCCAGCGCGGGCCCAGAGACGGGCGUGAGGAAGCCGGCGGACAUUAAAGCCACGGAGGUGACAUUUCAAGGGGAGUCUCCCCCCACUUUGGUGUCACGGGGGGCUGAGUCGGUUCCUACAGGACCCAAUCCACCGCCUGUGUUCCCUAAAGCUUAUGAGUUGGACAAGCGGACUUGCCCGCAGCUCCUGAGUGGCAUCCUAAAACUGGGGACUCCUGGCGAGGGGGGUGGCGGUGGUGGCUUCUUCUUGGAUUCCCAUCCGUCGAGUGGCCCCGGGGCCUUUGUCUUUCUUGCCAAGGACUAUCAUGUAGAGAAUCGCCUGGCUUCCCCUACGAACAAUUUGUUAGCCUCCUCCGCCAAAGAACAGAGGUACCCGAGAGGCCUAGAACGGAAAGAAAGCUGGGGCGACUUUGACCUGAGAGCCGCCGUUCUAUAUCACACUCAAGAAAUGGAAUCUAUUUGUAAUUUGCAAAAGCAAGAUCCCAAAAGGAUAAUCACGUACGACGAAGCCAUGGAUCGCCUGAACCAAUGAGAGGAGCAGAGGGGCCCUGUUCGACCGGCGCCUUUUUGUGGUGACCCCCCUUGCGCCGUCCCGUGGAGGGGGAAGCUGCGGCCGCCCCAGCGGCUCCUUCCGGCCCUCCUGCGCGGCACUGGUGGCAAAGGAACCGGAACUAGCAUCGCAGGAUAAUAUAUACAAAUUUAUCCAUAUAUAUAUAUCUAUCUACAUAUAUAUAUAUGAAUGAGUUAGUUUAAAAAUUACGCAAGUCCUCCGGGCGCAAGGAAACUUCACAAGGCAUUGGCAGAGACUCACUUUAUGUGGUUUAUUUAAAGCGUCGGCUCUGAGUCUUCACUUCCUCCCCUGCCACCGACCUGCUCUUUUCUCUCCGUUUCUCUGCCCUCUCCGUUUUGGAUCUAUCUCCCCUCCGUCUUCGGUUCCGAAAUCCAGACGUGGGGACAGACUUUGUCCAUUGUCGUCGCCUUCGGCUCCGGAUGCCUACGGGAAGACGGUGGUUUUUACGUUUCCGUUGUUUUUUUCCCCCCUUUUCCUUCUCGCUGGGACUCUGCAAUCGUCCGUAACACACUAAUCCCGAGGAAACUGGGACAAGAUCCGUCACCUGAAUUCCCUCUGGACUCAUUCCUCUCCCUUUUCUUUUUGCCGAAAUCCCGCAGGAUGAAGAAAGAAGUUCAAGGGGACUUGAGGGGUGUACUUUGCAGGGUUGUUGUUUCCCCUUCCCUCCUGCUUCUCCUGGCCACCUUUCCCCGGACAGGAGUGCAGGCGAAGGAGAAGGGAGGACCUUGGUCUUAAAGCAUUCAUGCCAUCAUCUGUCUGUCUGUCUUCUCUCUCUUUCUGUGGAAAUCUGUGCCGUCAAUCGGCAACGUGUUGGAUUGCUUUUUUCGGGAAGAGCGUCUUCAUGGGCCACCAUCCAAAACCAGAGAAGGAGGGCAAUGUGGCCCCAGGGCCUCCUGGUUUUGGGGUAGAGGGGGAACCGUCCCCCCAAAAAAUGUCACCUAGGAGUUCCUCCCACUACUUAGAGGCGGAAAACGUCUCAUUGACUUCCGUAACUCUUCCCAUUGAGGGGGAAAAGGGCCUUUCCAAUUGACUUUGAACAGGAAAGGAGGCUCCCCUAGUCCUAAAAUGGCCCAGAAUAAGUCCAAAAUAUAGGGAAAUUGACAUUUAGGGGCACAGUAUUCUUUUCCCCCUCUCAGGGCAUGGGGCCCUCUGAAUCCGUUGUCCUUUGCCCACCUCUCCUCUCGAUUUGGAAGUGUUUGUAGUUUUGUACUAAAGAAUUCAGGGUUGCGUGUGUGUGUGCGUUGUGUGUUUGUCCGCAGAAAUCGGAGCCCUCUUCCCGUCCCUACGACUUGUAUUUCUGGGUCAAAACAAAACAAAAAAAGAAAAAUAGUAGUAGUAGUAGUAGUAGUAAUAAUAGGGUAUUCAUUUCCUCUCCCCAAUGACCGCUCGACUGGCUGUUUCUUGCUUGCUUUGGUACCAUUUCAUCCUUGGUUGCAGAGCUGAAAAGUCUGGAACCUUUGCUUGGACUGCUGGCUUUUCUUCCUCUUAGCAAAGGAGGACUUCUUUCCCACCUUCCUCCAAUGAGAGUUCUUGGUUACCUCUUUUGUCCAUCCAUCCUCCCAAAAAAGAAAUUCGGAGGGGAAGGGCUACUUGGCUACUAGGGAUGGUUUUUGGGCAGGUUCUUCUGUGUUUCGCUUCCAUAGGCGUGGAAGUGCGGCGCUUUUGCUUGCCGCUCCUCCAUCUUGACCGUUGCGGUGUUUUGUGCCUUCGACUCCGACUUAGGACAAUUUUAUCCGAAAGGUUUCUUGGCAAGGUUUCUUCGGAGGAGUUUUGCCACCUCUUCUUUUCUCUGAGGCUGAGAGAGAGAGUCUUCAUCCAAACACUACGCCUUGCUGGCUCUAGUAGGGCCACUCUGCCCUAAAGGUUUAAUCCAAGGAGAUGUACCUUUGCCUCCCUGAACAUGUCUUGCCCAAGGUUCCUCUGAUGGUUUCCUUGGCUGAGCAGGGAUUCGAACCCUGGUCUCCCGGGGUCCUAGUCCAACACUCAGACCCACUGAUUCCUGCUGGCGUCUCCAUCUUUACGGUGCUUCUUCCAUAUCCAUCUAGCCCUUAUCUAGAAUUCUGAAAUUCGGAAAUACUCCAAAAACCAAAACCUGUGUUGUUGUUUUUUGGCAUCAGUUUGCUUUCUGGUGGUUCUGUGUACACAAACUUUGUUCCAUGCACACAAAAAUUAGAACAUAGUGUAUAAAAUUGCCUCCAGGCUAUGUGUAUAAGGUGCCUAUGAAACAGAAAAGAAAAGACUUGGGUCCCAUCUCCAGAAUACCUUCCCAUGUAUGCAAAUACAGAUGUUCCAAAGUGCAAAACCCUUCUGGUUUUUCAAUGGGAAGAGGUUUCAAAAUCCCAAGGUCCGCUCAUCCCCCAUCUCCAAAACCGUUUUGUGUCCCUUUGUCGACUUGCGCUUUUGGCUUUUGUGUCCAUCUGGUGUGCCUUCAUCGUUGUUGGUUCUCUUUGAAACCUUUUAAGAGUUACAUCUCCCAUGCUUCUUGCGUCCUCCACUGCCUCCCAUUCCUUUUCCCUCUGGACCCCCACAUUUCCAUUUGGCUAGUGUAGAGAGGUUUUUGGCUAUCGACAAGACGGUGAACUUGUGUUGCCGACUGAAUCAGGUGCGAAACCUCCCUUCUCUCCUUUUUGGGUAGGUUAUCAUGUCUCUAUAUAUCGACACAUGCUCCUUUUGUGUCUUUUUAAGGUGAAUCAUUGUGGCAUCCCAUGCUAGCAUUUCCGUAAAGUGAAUUUUGGGCUUUCCAGAAUGGUGCGUUUUUAUUGCAGGGUAUCCAAAUAUCCAUCAAGGCAUCCGGUCUUUGCAUGCAGGCUUUUGCGUGCUUUGAAUUCAUUUUCGCUUUCCUUUUCGGACACUAUGCUUGUUCAGCCUUUUGGGGAGCGAUUUAGUUUCUCCAAGCAGAACUAAAUUGAAACCUUACAUUUUUACGUGUGCGUUUAGGGAGAGGACCGUUUUAUGUUUUGCUGCUUGAAGUGACCUUAGCUUGAGGCUGCGUUCAUUUACUUGAAGUCGAACCCCGUGAGUUCAAGAGGACUUAACUCCCUUGUAAGUAUAUCUUAGGACUGAAGCUUUAACCUGUUUGUCAGACGUGUGCUUGAGACAGAGAAAGAGGUUGAUAUUUUAAGAUUUAUGUGCAUAUAUAUAUUUAAAAUUGCUGCUGGGUCCUUCUCAAAUUAUUAAAUUGGGAAGGGGUUCGGUCAUUCCAUACGUUUCAACCGUCACAGUUUGGCAGAGACAGUCCCAGUUUGUCCUCUGCCUUCCCACUUCCUCAGCUCCUGUUAAAAUGUCCAUUUUCUCUCUCCUCCUCCUCCUCCUGCCUUCCUCCUUUGUCCCCAGCUUCUUUCCAUUGCUGCAAACUGAGUUCAAAAUGCAAAAAUCAUUUGCUCUCAGUUAUCUUAGUGAGAGAAUAAGAGGAGGAGGAGGAAUCAUGUCCUUCUUGGCUAGUCUUCACUCAUGCUUUUGGCCACCUUGACCACACUCUGGAGUUUCUUGGUGGCAGGUAGCCCUGUGAAACGCGGGAGAGUAUGUCUUUCAGACUGUCGGGUGGUUGUUUUUCUUCUUGACCCAUCCCCACAACCGCCGCAGUCCCGUUCGAGCCCAGUUAGCAAACCUUUCCAAUUCUGGCCUUGCCCUUUUGAGUCCAUCCAGGAUGCUCAAUGCAAGUUGGCGCGUUUGCAACGCACACCUUGACUUCCAGCGGUGCAUUGCUCAGUGUCUUAACUUGAGUGUGUGUUUGUGCGCACGCGUGUAUCUGUGUCUCUCCUCUUGGAUUCCUGAAAGCUUGACUCUGGUUUAAUGUCUCAAAUCCUUGUUUGGCACCAAAGGAUUUUUGGAGGCUUGUUGCUUUUGCUUUUUAAGGCCCAAGAGUCUCAUGCCUUUUUUAUUUUUGCCUACGCAGCCUGGUCCAAAGCAUGGAGGGUGGUGCUGGAACUACCAUUUAAACCUUCUGGACAUCUGGGUGCCCUUCUGCCAUUUCCCAAUUUGUCUUGAACCUCGGAGGCUUGUAUGUGGGCUGUAAGGCUGCCCAGACUGUCUUCUGUGGCAUGUUCCUCUUGAUGCACUCCCAUCCUAAAUCUUGGGCUCCUCUCCCUUGGUCAUCCAAUCUCACGCAUUGGGCUUGCUUUUUGGGAGGCCACCACUCCGAUCAUUCAGAAAGAGGGCAAAUUGUGGCUCACCCUCUCUAGUUGUACUUUCCAGUGUUGGAUCUAAACCUCUGUCCACAUGUUUGGCUCAGGUUGCGCUGGCUUUGCUUUUUAGAUCCGCUGGCUGCAGCUUUGGUUCUCUUUGCAAAAUCCUCUCUUUUCCAGCCCUGCUGAAAUCAAACAGAGGUGGCACAACCGUUGCCCUUGACGUCCAAAUGCCCGCAUGCGCACACAUGCGCACAGAGUCUAUGCCAGGUUCCUCUGCCAAUGGGAAAGGGAGACCCCCCAUUUGAGGAGGUAGCCCUGCAAUGGCUCUUGUCGGCCACAGAAGGACCCCAUUUUGCUUCUGCCCAGCUGCUUGGAAAGCAAGGUUUGUCUUUGGAAAGAAUUGGCCCUGAGGAAAGCUGUCAGGCCUUGAGUUCGAAAAGGGCGAACCAGUGCUGCCCAGGAGCAAAAUGGUGCCAUCGUUCUAGAGAUCCAGCAUUUAGGCUUCCUUGCGUUUCACUUCUUUCUCCGUCGCUGGGUAGAAAUGGGUGGCAUUUCUCACCGUGCGGAAAGGGGGGCUUUUUUUUGUGUGUGUGUGUGUGUUUGUAUGUAUGUAUGUAUGCAGGUCUGUUAGGGAGGGGGAGAUUCACAGAUAAGCGUCACAACCCACCGCCCCCCUUUUUUAGCCCCCCGAAAAACCAGGCGGAGCAACCUCCGUCAGAAGCGCGCAAGGCUGGGUCAGUUGCUUUUCUGUCAGUUCCGGAAGCCAAAUCUGCCCUUCGUACUAAAUGACUUCCUUUUGGGUCCUCUCCCAACAACGGUUCUUGGGUGUUUCUCGGUUGCCCUGCCCUGCCCCAGAAAUCUAUUUUAUACUUUAAUGAAGAAAAAUAAAACUUUAAAUAAAAAAUAAAUGGAGAGAUGUGUGUAGAAGAAAUAAAUUAAAGAGAGAGAGAGAGAGAUGCUACAUGAUGUAAAUUGUUGAAUAAACAUUUUAAGUUUC
Sceloporus undulatus (fence lizard) is the source of this 7488-nucleotide messenger RNA. RefSeq names its product nuclear FMR1 interacting protein 2 (gene NUFIP2). The record is from RefSeq and is a predicted model, not a curated record. Lineage: Eukaryota; Metazoa; Chordata; Lepidosauria; Squamata; Phrynosomatidae. The transcript has 5 exons. Gene Ontology annotation, cellular component: cytoplasmic stress granule; nucleoplasm. Gene Ontology annotation, molecular function: RNA binding. Bases 1 to 2325 code for a protein of 774 amino acids.